This is a messenger RNA of Gymnodraco acuticeps, 4207 nucleotides long. RefSeq lists its product as uncharacterized. Gene Ontology annotation, cellular component: nucleus. The record is from RefSeq and is a predicted model, not a curated record. Bases 43 to 4002 code for a protein of 1319 amino acids. The transcript is spliced from 4 exons. Lineage: Eukaryota; Metazoa; Chordata; Actinopteri; Perciformes; Bathydraconidae.
AAGGAGACUCGAGCUUCUACUGCGAGCUGUGUGACAAACAGUAUGAGAGACACCAGCAGUACGACAACCCACAUCAACUCCUACGACCACCACCACAGGCAGCGUCUGAAGGAGCUGAAGCAGAGGGAGUUCUUCAGAUCUCUGGCCUGCAGGAGGACGAGGAAGAGGAGGGAGGAAAGGAGGGAGGAGAGGAGGGAGGAGAGGAGGGAGGAGGAGGAGAGGAGGCUUCACCAGCAUGAGGAGGCGAGGAGCGAGGAAUGUGCUCCAGGUUCUGGUCCCAUGUUCAGAUCCACCAUGGAACCAGGAAACCAGACCGGACCGGACUCUGUGCAGAACUGGAGCGACACAACACUGGGAACCAAGCCUCAAACCUCUCUGGUUCUCCCUCUGGACGCCGGAUGUUGGGCGUACGACCCGAUGGACGCCAACAGAACCACAACUUCUUCUGAAUCCUGCCUCACACAAAUGGACUACGAUAACAUGUCCGCCACAGAAAACACUUCCCCCAAAACCAGCCACUUUAACAAGAUCCCCUGGGCUCAUAACUAUUCAAGCAAGCCCUUUACUCCCAGUAACGUCCCAGCUAAUGGCUCCACGCCACAGAGGGCCCACACCACAGCAGAUAUCAGCAGCAACCCAAACAUCCAGAGCCGAAUGAGACCCGUUUCCUUCUCUCUGCCCAAAAGGAGCUGCUUCCUCCUCCACCAAUCAGCCGCCGUCUUCAUCCAAGGGUUGUCGGGGAAGCAGGAAGAAGGAGUGACGGUGCAAGAAAGAGUCAAAGGUCUGCAGGAGAAAGUCUCAGACCGGACGCUCAGAUCUCUCGUUUCUGCAGACGUGGAGAACCAGAACCUUAAUGUGAACCCUGAGCUGAGCGGAUUGGACGAUAAACCUGAUGUAUCUACCAAUGGAGACCAGGUUUCUUUAUGUAAUGGCAGUGAGAUCCCAUUAGAGGAACCUGUCGUCGGUGGGAAUGAAGCCCAGGUUUUGUUACGUAACGACAACGGGACUGGAGCUCGAGUCGGCAGUGAAAGUGGGAUUAAAACUCAUCUUUAUUUGAACAGUGGGACACCAGGACAGGUUUCUGUUGUGGCCAAACAUCCAGUGAACAAAACCCACGAUGAUUUGGACAAUCAAGACAUAGACUCUACUGAAGAUCAGGUUCUCCCUGCUCAGAAUCAGCCUCAAACAUCGGUUUUAAAUGACACUUUGAACCCCAAAGAGUCUAGUUUUCCGCCUCUGAAUCGCCCGAAAGAGCCGUUCUGUCGGGUCUUGAGUCGAGACGGUACCCGGGUUUUCCUCUGGCCGUCGGAGAUGCUCAGUUUCACGAAAACAUCGCCAUCUAUCUCCUUCAGCAUCAACCCGUUACUGUACGACUUCAGAGCGCACAACAGGGCCAGGGACGGGGGAGAAGGGAGGAAGAAACGAGGGUCGGAGGAAGGCAGGGAGGGAAUAAAACCAACUGUGAUCAAAGAGCACGAGAGGGAAGUGGUGGCGGGAGGAAGGGAGGUGAAGAUAGAUGAAAGGGGAGAGGAAGAUGAAGGGGGACAGGCGGGAAAUCCUCAGGAAGUUGUAGCCCAUUGUACAGAAGCAGGCAGCCGUGAUGAAAGCGCUUUAAAAUGUGUUUCUGCAGCGCUGGGCCUUCAGAAAACCGGAUUCAGAACGAGGAAGAGGAAGAGGAGAGGAGGGGUGAGGAAGAGAGGACGGAGGAAACGAGGGGAAGAGACAGAAAGGAGAAGAAAGAGGAGAAGAAGGUUAUUAAGCAGCAGUUCUGAGAUACUUGAAGGACGAGGAGAGGAGAGGUUGAAAAGAGAGGAAAAAGUGCCGUUAAGUAAUCUCUCGUUGGGAGGCAGGGUGAGGGAGGACGGGAGGAAGAAAGGUAGAGACGAUGAGAAGAGAGGAGGGCUAUUAAGCAACCUUCCCGUGAAUCGCUGUAAUCGCUGUGACCAGCUGCAGGUGAAGAGCAUCGAGCAUCAAUCCCAGCAAUCAGCCGGUAGAAAGCCUCUCUACAGGGGGGAGGCAUGUAACCCAGCGAUUAGCCCCGUCCCUGGGUCUGAAAGAGAGACUUCCUGCUGUCCUACAAUGCGGGAAAUGCAGGAAAUUACAGGCGAGCGAGCAGGGCAGCGGAAGAGUCUGAUAAGAGGCGAGAGAAACCCUGCGAUUAGAGGCAUUUCUGUGCAAGAAGCGACGGGAAUUUGUCUUGUUGAACCUCCAGGGGCAACAGCAUGUAACCCAGCGAUUAGCCUCUUCCCUGGGUCUGAAAAAGAGACGCCACGCUGCCCUGAAAUGGGGGAGAUGCACGAAACUACAUGUGAACAAGCAGGGCAGCGGAGGAAUCUGAUAAGAGGCGAGUUCAACCCAGUGAUUAUCGGCGCUUCUGAGGAAGAAGCGACGGGAAUUUGUCUUUCUGAACCUCCCGGGGAAACAGCAGGUGAUCCAGCGAUUAGCCUCGUCCCUUUUCCUGUUUCCUUUAGAAAAGCAGCGUGGCAUCAAAGACAAACAACACAGCAGACAGAAGCUCAGCGGAGCAAUGUGACCCUGCCUGGAAAGACAAUUUCAGAGGAAGGGAAGAAGAGGAAGAUGAUAGAGGAGGAGGAGGAGGAGGAGGAGGAAACAAAGAGGAAGAAGAGGAGGAGAGGAAGGAGGCAAGCGAGGAGGAAGGCAUGUUUUUUGAGACAGGAAAGAAGAGAGAGUAUUGGGUCGAACACUGACCUACACGAAGGCACGGGGAAACUGGACAUGGACAACUUCCCGUGUCACGAAACAGAGGACACAUUUAGCUGUGACACCGCUGACAAACUCAAUGACUGCGAAGACGAGGAAAUGAGGAAGAGAUGCACUGAUGGACCUUUCAGAGACUUUAACUUUCACAGUGACAGUCAGCGUGAAAACCAUGACGUUACUCGAGACAAUCCUAACGACAAACACAAUCAGAGCUUUGAGAAACACGAGGAUCCUUCUUUGAGUCCUGUGGACAAACUUCACUCAGCUAAUGACACACCUGGGGACUUAUUAGCACGUAACACCAAUCAUACUCCAGCUGAACGCCGUCAAUGUGAAAACAGGCAAACACCAAGUGAUAAAACAUCAGAUUUCUGUGAGCAAGCUUCAGAUCAGAGCUCAAACUCCACGAAUAACACAACUGAGGAUAAAGCCAAGCACUCUCAGACUGAAAGCACCCUCUGUGAUGCAGGGAUUGAUUAUAAAGCCUGCAGAGGUAUCGAUCAGACAUCAAACACACAUCGUGUCGCUGAUUGUAAUCACUGUGCUGGGGACUUAUUAGCAUGUAGCACCAAUGCUACUCAUGCAGACCAGCGUCGAUGUGAAACCAGGCGCACACAGAGUGGUGACACACCAGGUGUGUGCGAGCAGACUGCAGCUCAGAGCUCAGACGCCUCGGACAACAAAACGGAGGAGGAGGAAACUGAACCCUUUCAAAAUAAGAGCCUCCUGUCGGAUCCAGGAGUCGAUCAGAAGUCGAACAGAAAUCACGUUGCCGAUUGUAACCACUGUGCUGUUGUUGAUGUGAGGAAGAAGAGGAAGCAGGAGGAAGAGGAGGAGGAGGAGAGGAAGAAGGUGAAGGAGGCGUGGGAGAAGCAGUGGGUGAGGAGGAAGGAGAGGGAGAGGAGGAAGGAGUUAUUCUACUCUGAUAAGAGGCCUUGUUUCCUCCCUCCUCACUGCAUCUUCCUCCCUCCUUCCCUCUCUUCCUCUUCCUCCUUCUCUUUCCGACACACCAUCAUCCAGCAUCACCUUUCCUUGCUUCCUCCCCCCUCGCACCUCCACUCUUUCCCUCAUCUCCUCCCCUCUUUCUCCCCUCAUCUCACUCUUAAUCCACCUCCUCCUCCACCUCCUCCUCUUCAUCCCUCUUUUUACUCUUCGUCCCCCGUGUCUUUCCUGGAUUCCCCCGCUCACUUUCCGUUAAUGGAGGCAAGGUUUCAUCCCAUGCAGAAUCACCUCCCUCCUCUCUUUCCUCCCCCUGUCCUUCCUUUACAGGUGUUGUUCUAGAAAUACUCCAUUAGAGUAGGGGGUGUCAAACUCAAGACCUCGAGGACUUCCUUUGAUGUGGCCGAAAGAGAGCUUGACAAAAGUACACAUCCUUUACUCAAGAAGUACACACAUCCUUUACUCAAGAAGUACACACAUCCUUUACUCAAGAAGUACAUACAUCCUUUACUCAAGUAGAAGUACACACAUCCUUUACUCACACACA